AGUGUACUAUGCGUGUACUCAGUGUGACGAGGUGUCUCCCUUGUGCAGAUGGUGAAGCUUCCUUUUUAAAGGUUAUUGAGCUUCACGGAAAAAUAGAAAUGAAUAAUAUUAGUAUUGUAGAAUCAGCAAUAUAAUUAAAAUGAAAUGACAAAUAUCCCUUCCGAAAAUAACAUUCUAUUGGAGAUUGGAACAGACAAAGACCGAAACUUUGAUGUGACAGUGCUGGCGGCCGUCGAGUUGGUAUGAAAAAUGAAUUGAGAAGUGCCAGAGGCGGCAACAGUGAAGGCAAACCUGACAUAGGUUUCUACGACAUAAAAUAUUAUUUUCUACUGUUCCUGCCAUAUUGGAGUCUCAUGAAGGGAUUUGGUUGGUUUCUCGGCAAUAGUUGAUAUGGAAGAAACGAAAAUAAUUUACCACAUAGACGACGAAGAAACACCGUAUCUAGUGAAGUUGACAAUUGCCCCCGAGCGAGUUACUUUAGCGGACUUCAAAAAUGUUCUCAAUCGGCCCAAUUACAAGUUCUUUUUCAAGUCCAUGGAUGACGAUUUUGGUGUUGUUAAAGAAGAAAUUAUUGAUGAUGAUGCCCAUUUGCCAUGCUUCAACGGCAGAGUUGUUUCAUGGUUGGUGUCAGCAGAAGGCAGUAAUGUAUCGGAUGGUACAUCGCAGUGCACUGAAAGUGUCACUCAUUCAGACAUGAAAGUUCCUUUGGACCGCCAAACAGAUAUGCAUAUUGUGAAUACAGUUCACAAUCCUAGAACAACUUUGGAAGAUACAACUUGCACAGAAACUGAAUCCAUCAUUAGUUCUCGUCAAGGCCAUCAUAAUAUUCACAAAGGAUCUAGGCACCAUGGGGACAAAUAUGAAAAGUACAAUAAAUAUAAUGGCGUACGUAUCAAUGGCCAUUCAAAACAUCGUUCUGGUCAUGGAUAUGAAUCUUCAUCGAUGUUGAGUUCUGAUUUGGAAACAACAAGUUUCCUCGAGUCUGAAGAUGAUGCUUCAAGUAGAAUUACCACUACCACCGGAAGAGCAACAAAUUUGUCUGUGGACAGACAAACAUUGGGAACAGAACACAGCAGUGUGUCACGUCUUCAGUUGGGUCGUCGCCGACCACAACGUCGUCGCAGACAUCGUGCUCCCCCUGCCAUGUCACGCACAUCUUCCUUCUCAUCCAUCACAGAUUCCACCAUGUCUUUGAACAUUAUUACUGUGACAUUGAAUAUGGACACAGUUAACUUCUUAGGAAUCAGUAUUGUAGGUCAGAGCAACAAAGGAGGGGAUGGAGGCAUUUAUGUGGGGUCCAUCAUGAAAGGGGGAGCAGUGGCUAUUGAUGGUCGCAUAGAGCCUGGGGACAUGAUCCUUCAAGUAAAUGACAUAAAUUUUGAGAACAUGUCGAAUGAUGAAGCAGUGCGAGUGUUAAGAGAAGUGGUGCAGAAACCUGGGCCUAUCAAAUUGGUGGUUGCCAAAUGCUGGGAUCCAAAUCCAAAAGGUUAUUUCACUAUUCCACGCACUGAACCUGUGAGACCUAUUGAUCCUGGAGCAUGGGUUGCACAUACUGCAGCUAUUCAAGGUACUCCAAUAGGUGAAUCCUUUCCUGUUAGACCUCCAUCUGUGACAACAUUAACUUCCACAAGUUCUUCAAUCACCUCCAGUGUUCCUGACACAGAAAGACCGUUUGAAGACUUACAUUUAUCAGUCAAUACUGAUAUGCGAACCAUUGUGCGAGCUAUGGCUAGACCUGAUUCUGGUUUGGAAAUACGUGAUAGAAUGUGGCUGAAAAUUACAAUUCCCAGUGCAUUCAUAGGCUGUGAUGUAGUUGAUUGGUUGCAUAACCAUGUUGAUGGUUUUGUGGAUCGUCGGGAAGCUCGUAAAUAUGCUUCGCAGAUGCUUAAAGCUGGCUACAUUCGUCAUACUGUGAAUAAAAUAACGUUUUCGGAACAAUGCUACUAUGUGUUUGGAGAUAUUUGUACUGCAAUGUCAAACUUGAAACUUCAUGAAGACUGUGUGUCAGUGGACCAUGACACUGUGGGUCCACUGCCUCCCCCAAGCACCAUGCCACCCACGUGGGGCAGUUCCCACAUGCCUUACUCUGGCACAUACCUCCCACACACAAGUGCGGGGUAUGCGCCAAUGCCUUUUAACUACACAAAUGAACCGUCAGUGUACGGAUACACAAGGGAAGAAAGUGUCCACAGUGGCUCUGGUGGCAGUAGCAAUGAUUCUGAGCAUGUGUGCAAAGAAGCUAGUGCUGACUUGGCCAAAUCGGGCAGUUCUGCAAGUGAAAGUGAUCUGGCCACCCAAGGUAUAGCAGCUAGUAAACCAUCAGGCAGUGGCCGUAGAUCAGGAGGAUCUAGGUCCCGCUCAAGUGGCUCAGAACAAUCUGUGGCAACCACAUCAACUGCCGGCCAGCAGUCACAGCACCCACUCCAGCAGACGCAAGAUCUUUCUGGUAGUAGACAGUCCUUUCGCAUUGCAAUGGGCAACCCUUGUGAAUUUUUUGUAGAUGUUAUGUAAAUUUACUGAAUACCAAAUGGGAAUAUUGCACGUUUAUGUUGAUAGUGCUUAAUUGACUUCAGAGCUCUAUUGAGCAAUAAAUAUGAACAUAUUUUAAUUAAUGAUAAAAUAAUGUGUUCUUCACACAUUAUGCUAUAAUGUGACAUUUUCUCCCAGUGUGUUUGAAAUUUCUUAUCAUUGUCAUUUCAUGUUUACUUUCUAUUAUAUAUGUUAAUCUUCCUUAUCUGUUACUUUUUUAACUUUAUUCAAUAUACUUUGUGAUUCAGAAAGUGAUAUCCUAGUAUUGCUUGCCUUUUGAGAACCCUUGCAAAUCAUUUUAUAAAAUUGUAGUGUUAUUGUAUGUUCAAAAUUAUGAAAUGUUUUUGAAACAUUAUAUUCAAUAUGAUUGUUUUGAAAGAAAAUUUUUCAAUUGAGUUUUCCUUCGCUUCUUUAACUUUCUGAUUCACUACGUGUAUUUUCAUCUAGACUAUUUCAAUAUAAAUAGUGACUUAGAAAUGUAUGACUGGUCCAAGAAUUUGUACGAAAGUGGAAAAAUGUGAGAAUGUCUGUUUUAGAGGAAAAAAGAUAUAAUUUGAUGAUGCAUUACACCUUUCUGGUCUUGUAAAUGAAUUAUGAGCACUGUGGAGAAUUGCCAUGUAGAAAGGUGUCUGUGCAAUAGCAUGUUGUGUUAUAUGUAUACUGGUAUACGAACAAAAUUCUGACAUGGCUCUAAUAAGUCACUUUAUUACUAUACUUCCUUUUGAAACUCUUUGUUAAUAGAGGACUUAAAGUUAAGUACAAUGCCUUUAAGAUUUUAGAGACUGCUAGAGUUGUUUUCUGUGUUGUUUUGUGUGACAAGGAUGUAUUGUGGUGUCGCAUGCAUAAAAUAGGAAGUUAACUGGCAAAUUUGCGAAGUAACAUUUGUGUCCAAACUUUGCAAAAUUUUGUUUCAAGGCCAAUCAAGUUAGUGUCCAAUAUAUUUCAUAUUUACUGUAUAUAUGUGGCUAAUUUUUUUUUAUACGUUCAUUUUCACAUUGCAUAUGUUGACAGUGUAGUACCAACUUGGCAUGAUCAUCAUUGGAUCAAGUUUAACUUCAAAUGUUUUGAAAGUCCACUGGUUAAAAUAGUGUUGCUUAUUAUUAUUCCUUAAAGUUAAUGUUUAAAUUGCAUCUUACAAAGUUUUCUGUAGAAAACUAAUUUUUUAUGCUUUUUGGUUGACUUGCCAUUUUAUCCUCAAGAGGUAAGUUCAUACGAAACAAGAUACAAAUGUUUUUAAACCAUACUUGAAAAUUUUGUUUAAUGCUAUUUAAAAUGUGUUAGAGUACACAGAACUUUAAUAUUACAUUAUUUUCAGUUGUGCACAGAUGUAAUUUUUCUUGCACAGAUGUACUUUGGCUUGUACAUAACCAUGUGGUUUUGGGUGGUAAGUCUUCCUUGAUUCACCUUAUAUAUUUUUGUGAUCAACCUUCACCUGGUGGUAAGUAAGAAAUUUGGCAUGAUCAAUGCACCUAUGUGGACACCAUUCCCUAUUUUCAAUAUUGCAGAUCCAAGUAGUGGCAAAUUAACUACUUUAACCAGUGGGGCAUCAAUAAUUGCCAACAGACACUUGUAAGAGUUUCGCUAAGGCAAUACGUGGAGGACACUAUAGUCCCAGCAGCCCUCUAAUGUUAGGUCAAAACUUUUUUAAAUUUUAUUUGACCGCAUCGUUUUACUCAAUGAAUGUUUGCACUACACUCGUGCUAUUCCUGGUUUCUGAGGAGAGGCUCAAAUGUGAAAAUGAGGACUUAAAAUGCAAAUUGCCAUUAUGUUGCUGUUAUUUACAGUGCUUGAUUGCCUGCCUCUACUAUUUUAGUGUUUAAUUGUCCUGUGCUAUGUACUCUGAAAUGUCUUUCUCUUCUUGUUACUCCAUGCUUUUGUUAGCGUAGUAAAAUGUGUAAUUUUUUUGAUAUAAAACCUUAAAAGUUGUGUUAUGAAUCCUCGAGUUAUUUGAAAGCUUCAUGAACUUGUCUAAUGAAAUUAAUUCCCCUCUUUUAUUUUAUUUUUUUCCCCUCCAAAAUGUAAUGUGGUCAUCUAAAUGUUUCUAAACUAUUAUGUGUUGAAUUAAUGAUAUUUGAUUCACUGACAAAUACUUAUUGUGGAAUCAGUCACUAUUUCACUUGUAUAAACAUUUUUGAUUAGACAUUGCAUGGAAUUCAGCUUUAUUGGUUUAUUAUUAAAGUUGGCCGUGCAGUUUAACUUUCUAUUUUCAUUAACUUUUUAAUAUUGAGCAAUUUUGAUUCAGAUUCACUCUUUUCUGUCAUGAAGGAUGGAAAGAUAUUAAAGUGAAGGAAGAAUGCUGGCCUACUGGAGUAUUUAAACAGAAACUAAGCAUGUAGUAGUGGGGCUUUUGUGUAUUAGGGACUAUUAUUCAUUAUGUACAUAUUUUACCAAAAGGUAAAAUAAUUACAUGUAUGAAUAUUUAUGUUAAUUCAAAUUAACAUAAAUGUGUGUAUUAUAUGAGGUGUGAAUGUGAUUACUUGUGAAUAUGUGACUUCAGAUUGUGGGUGAAAGAGAUUGGUUGAUGUGAGAUGUGUGAUGAAUAAAUGUGUUACCUUGUACAGAAUAAUUUUUGGUGCCAAAUGGAAUGCUUUUUUGUAUGUGGUACAAGGUUGGUAUUGCAAUCUUCCUGUGAACAAUGUGGGGCAUUAUGUCUGCUAUUGUAAGUGGACUUGUCAACCAGGCAUAUCUUCAGGAGUCCAGAAAAUAGCUCAAGAAGUUUGUUGUUUAAGUUCCAUUCCUCCACUUUCUGUUUUGGAGAUUGAUAAUGUGAACUUAAUUGCCCAUGUCUGGACAUGCCCUUACGUGUUAGGUCCAUUUACUCACUUGAAGAAAUCUUUAAAUUUCUUUGCAAGUUGUAGGUGAACUACUGUCAUACCUAUUUGUGCAUGGGAUAGUUAGCGGUAUUUGUUCCAUGAAAAUGUACAGCUUAAAAUGGUAAUUUUGGCAUUGUCAUAUGUAAUUUACACAGUACUUCUCCCAAUGUGUGUUGCCUAUGCUUUGUAUGUUCAGUGUUUUGGCAUAUUUAUUGAGACCUCAGGCUCAAAUACUUUAGAGCCUGAAUUUUUGUUCUUUUUUGUGCAAGUUUGACAGACAUUAAUAAAACUUUAAAACAAUUGUUAAUUCUUAAAUACAAGAGAAAAUUGUGAAAAUGCUGAAGUUCCACGUUAUAAGUGUAGCUUUGGAAAUUAUGAGAUUCUUUGCAAGAAUGCUGCUCACUUUCUCUGCAAGGACAUUUACCAUUUCUCUUUGAUUAGAAUCUGUGUAUUUGUCUGACAGAGCAUCAUGCAUGUUUCCCCCCACCUUUUUUUGCUUUGACCUUCUUGAGAAGGAUUUAAAAAAAAUGAAAGUGUAGAUAAAAUGCAAUGUCAUCCACUACUUUAUGAAGACUGUUUUAUGAUGCAUUGUAUCACAAAUCAGAAGAAUUCUGUUGGUGAGGGACAGAAUUUGAAGAUGAGAACCUCAGAUAAUAUUGUGACAGGUAAACAAUUUUCAACAGAGGUAAAAUAAAGAUUUUGUCAUGCACCCUUAACAUAAACUGAGUUUGCAUUUAAGAAAAGACUGGUGCCUGUGAUUUCCUAUAGUUGUUUCAGUUUCCCUUUGGCAAUUCAUAAUAAAUUAUUUGAAAAAUAUAUCUUAUUGUUUUCAUGUAGGUAUACAAAAUUACUCUACAUCAUGAACAUUAUUUCAUUUUAUAAUUAUCUACAUUUAAGUGUAGAAUCCCACUUUGUUUGAAUACCCUCAACCCGUGCGCUGCUCAAGUACUUCGUGAAAUCUUUUUUUAGUUCAUUGAAUGUUUUGUGUUGUGUGAAAGAAGAUAUAACAAGUAAGGGUUUUCAAAGAAGCUCUUCUCAGAAAGGCUAAUGUGCAGCAACAAUAGGUAAAGGAAAUUCAAAAUAUUUCAUUAAAAAAUCGUAGGUAUGUAGAAGCACAUACUCAAAGUGGUCAAAAUGUCUUUGCAAGUUUCUGGUGUGUGUAGAAAAUACAAUUUAAUUUUUCUAUCUGGGUUUUAGUCUUACACUGAUUAAUUUUGGAUUUUUUUUUCUUUUUAAAUUACCUUACUCCCGUUUUAACAAAUCCAUAACUUAGUAAGACCUGUUUUUGUUCUGCCUGGUUUGCAUAAGUAUUUUCACAUAUUAUUCAUUUUAUUGUUUUUGGUAAUCAAUCAGUAUAUUUAAACUAUAAAUAAAGUGUACUUUCAAAUGGGGCUACAUUAUAAAUUGAUUUUGUGGGGUUCCCAUGAGGUAUGUCGUUAUAAAUAUAUUGAAACAAUUUGGUUUUUAAUUUAGAAAAAUUUAUGGCACAUUUGUUUUCUUCUUUCUCCAUUUUUAUUUGAAAAAUUCAUGUGGCCUGAAGAUAAUGAAGUAUGUGAAUAGAUGAGUUUAAGAUGGUGGCAAUACUAUGAGAAUUUGGCAGCAAAUUCAGAACACACCGGUUAAUACUAAUUUUAAAUUAAAUUUUUGCAUGCAAUAUUUUGUGUAAUGAAUUGCCAAUUUGUUUAUGUGAAAUUACACAAAUUUUUCAACUAACAUAAUGAGUAAUGUUCAAAGGAAGUUUAUCAUAUUGGAUUAAAGUUCAGAAUUAGUUUUGUUAGUUACUGUUACUCUUAUUUUCUCAUACAGAUUUUUGCUUAAAAGGAGGGGAGAAAUGAAUUAGUAACUUCUAUGAAUCAGUGUUGCCUUAAAGUUCAUGUGGACAUAUCUUAUAAUAAGGAUCACUGAAACAAUAAAUCAAUUAGGAUCACUGAAACAAUAAAAUAUAAGGAACAUUUUUUAAAUAAUUAGUGCCGAGAUGACAAUGCACAUUUUCUUCUUAUUUUAUUGCUCAUGCCUAUCUUGCAAAUGACCCUCAACUUCGCUCCUUUUGCAAAAGCAUCUUGAUCUUCAUGUUUUAAUUACAUCUGUGAAACUAUUCUUAUGCAUUUGUGUGAACAAUCACUUGAAGAUGCAGGUUGCAUUAAUAGGCUGCAUUUUGCAUGUACGUGUUGCUAUGAUUGUGAGCCCACAGAGCUUAUAUUUUCAAUGUUUUUUGGGAUUCCUUUUUCAAUGCAGGUUUCCACAACUGUGGGAAUAGAAAUUCUCCUUUUUGGGGAGGGGAUCAUUGCCAGUUUUCAACACUCUUCCCAUUUUGUAUGUACUUAUUAAUGUGGACUUCUUCUGGUGUACUUUUUGUCAAGAGGAAUUCGUAUUUUAAUAUUGUUUCUUACAAAAAUUUGCAACUCUUUUUGCCAGUGUUGAAUGUAAACUUAUUGCUCAAUUUCCCUAAUGGGUUUUAGGCCCAUUGAAAAACUUUUGCAUUCGUUAUAUUUAUUUUAGUACUUAACCUGAAAAACAAUUAUUACGUCGUAAAUCAAUUACAUUUUUCUUGGAUUGUAACGUAACUUUUAUGUUAAAUGGCCAACAGAUUUUCAUUCAGCGUCACUGCAUGUGUUACAGGACACUGAAAGAAUAUUCUAUUCAACUGUUCUACUUCAUAAUAUGACAUUUGGUAGGGAAGCAAAACUAUUGUUCCACAAUCUCCAUCUGCUACAUCAGUAUAUAAUAUACUAUAAUAUAAUAUUAUUUGGUUAUUUUUUGGAAAAAUUACUUACAAUCCAUUCCUUUGAACAUUUUGCUGUUGCAUUUCAAAUUCAUGUUGGUAGUAUGAAACAAUGGCCUGUGACACCAAAUAUUGUAAGGUAAGUUCUUAUUUUAAUAUAUAUAUGUGUAUUUAUAUAUAGUUAGGCUUUUGCAAGGCUAUGAAGCAGAGGGUUGCGGCUUCCCCCAGCAAAUAGUGACUGAUGAUUACUGGGUCCCCUGCUUCCAGUCGGAUACAAAGAGGACUCACAAAGUAUGGUGCCAUUUCAACUUGCCAACACCUCAAAAAUAAACAUCCUAUACACAGUUGUGUAAACAAAUCAUUGGUGCUGUUCUUGGACCAAAGAGAUACACUGUUAUUGAUUUCAGUAUGUUCAAGGGGCAAAAGAGUAUCUGUAUUGUUAUUUAUGUUUUGAAUUUUGUGGAGCAGCUAUAACAAGGCACUGGACUGCUUAAUAGCGCUGCUUACAUUAACAUAACUGCUCAAUUUUGCUAUGUUCUGGUUGCAUCUCAAGAACAAAUGAAACAGUGCUAUUUGUUAAAUGGAUAUAUGAAUUCACAAUUCAACACUGAAAUGGAGGGCCAAGUAGGGACAUAUUGUAUUAUUGAACUGAUAGUAUUGUGUGAGUGGCUAUGUUUGUGUAGUAAGAACUUGCACCAGGAAUCCAGGCACUGGUGAAGCUUCAGAUGUGUAUUGAAUGCAACAGAAUGUGUACUGAAUAAUAAUAAAUUUGUAUCAAAGUGGUUUUGUUUGUGAAAGCAGUGUCAAACCACCCCUUUGCCUUUGGAUUUUAAUAACUUGAACCAAGGGUAUCAGUACCUAUCAAGUACCGUUGAACUUGAAUACCAAGAAAUCAAGAAUUGUAGGUCAGAGCUUCUGACUGUAGGGUCGGUUAUGGCUAGUCAGAGAAAUUGUUGUAUUUCCAACAUUCUUUAUCUGUAUUGUUAUCUGCGGUCACAAUUUGUUAAUCCUACGAGUUAGUCUGCCUUCAUUGCUGAAAAUUGGCAUCUCCAAGGUCUUAAUCUUCGAUAAACGAAUUAUAACAUAUUUCAUCCCUUGGAUAAUGUGGCCCCUAAGUCUUGUUCAUUUUAAAUGCUGUAAUUUUUUUAGAAUACUAUUGUAAUUUUUAAAAAAUCAAAAUUUUAAGGUACGCAAGUCUUCAAUUUUUUAAAUUUUUGUUAUGUGGAAGAAAUUUUAUCUUUGACAUUGGGUCACAUGAAUAAAAGCAAGUAAAUGCUAUUAUUAGAACCUUUUGAAGUAAAUACUUUUGUUUUGGUUAAUAAAACUUGUGUACUAGCUUUUACUUGAAGUAAAUACUCUAUCUCAUAGUAAGAACUUAUUUUUAUAGCAUUUACUUAAAAUGUGAAUAAAACAGCUUUUACUUCUCUUCAUAAGUAAAUACUCUGAAUUUUUUAAACACAGUGGUGACUAAACUAGGGAGUGAGUUUUUGCAGAAAAGCUCAGCAAGUGUGGGUGUGUUUGGAACAAAUUACAUAUUAACAAAUGUGCAAAUGGCGUACGCCCAAGGGGGGCGGGCACGGCCCCCUAAAAAUUUCAAUGGGGAAGCAUAGUCCUACUUCAAAAUAUUUUAUGUCCUUGAAUUUGAUAAAUUUCUGAACCCCCCAGUUUUAAACUGUUAAUUUGGGGAAUUGAUACAAGACAUUUGAGGGACAGGUUUUUCAAACCGCCUGACAACCAUGUAAAUGGUUGCACAUGAAAACAAUUGAAUUGUGGUCGGACUCCAACAAGAAAGGUUACAGCAGCGAUGCCUGCGCUCAGCCGUGUGAGACACAAACCGAACACCGACUUGUCGUUCAGAGUUCGUAACUUUUUGUUGUUCACUAUUUGAUAUAUGUACUAUUAAAAAAACAUGACAUUAGGCGAAUGUUAAAAAAAUUGCUAAUCUGACAUGGUUUUAACUUUGUUUCUUGAAGUAAAAUUAUUUUCACUUGUUCUAAAUAUAUAAUAUCAUUCAAAAUUUAAGUAUUGAAAUAUGUCGAUAUUUAAAUAUACAAAGCACUUUUUGUCUCUAUUUUAUCUCGUGCAUGCUCAUCGUGAAUAUUAUGUUUUAAAACAAUUUUCGUCUCAUGAAAAUUUUGAAGCGAGUAUUGUUGUCUACACCUGUGUCUGUUUAUAACGUUUUGUUGUUGUUUUUUUGAAAUAUAAUUGUAUUCCCGACCGAAUAUACUUUUUUAAU
Messenger RNA from Gryllus bimaculatus (two-spotted cricket), 10300 nucleotides. Lineage: Eukaryota; Metazoa; Arthropoda; Insecta; Orthoptera; Gryllidae. The record is from the annotation of a GenBank genome assembly.